This is a messenger RNA of Setaria italica (foxtail millet), 1794 nucleotides long. Its product is annotated as CBL-interacting protein kinase 9. The record is from RefSeq and is a predicted model, not a curated record. NCBI's taxonomy places the organism in Eukaryota, Viridiplantae, Streptophyta, Magnoliopsida, Poales, Poaceae. The transcript is spliced from 14 exons. Gene Ontology annotation, molecular function: ATP binding; protein kinase activity. Gene Ontology annotation, biological process: protein phosphorylation; signal transduction. The coding region runs from base 152 to 1510 and encodes 452 amino acids.
CGGACGGGAAGAGCAAAUCCACCGCUCCCGUCGACCCAGCGCCAGCGCCAACGCCAACGCCAACGCCAACCGACCCAGCGAACCGCGGCGCCUCGCCGCGCCCUGCCUGUCCGAGCCUCCGAUCGAUCGCUUGUUCCGCCGGGCCGAAGGGAUGGCGGAGUCCGCGGCGCCCAAGGCGACGGCGGCGGCGGCGGGGAGGAAGACGCGGGUGGGGCCGUACGAGCUCGGGAAGACGAUCGGGGAGGGAAGCUUCGCCAAGGUCAAGCUCGCCCGCGACUCACGCACCGGCGCCGUCUGCGCCAUCAAGGUGCUCGACCGCAACCACGUCCUCCGACACAAGAUGGUCGAGCAGAUCAAACGGGAGAUUUCCACUAUGAAGCUAAUCAAACAUCCCAAUGUGGUCCAGUUGCAUGAGGUUAUGGCCAGCAAAACAAAGAUAUACAUGGUUCUUGAAUUUGUUGACGGAGGCGAGCUAUUUGAUAAGAUUGUCAAUUCUGGGAGGCUAAGUGAAGAUGAAGCAAGGAGAUACUUUCAUCAACUUAUAAAUGCGGUUGAUUAUUGCCAUAGUCGAGGAGUUUACCAUAGAGACCUGAAGCCAGAGAAUUUGCUUCUUGAUUCACAUGGAUCUCUUAAAGUUUCAGACUUUGGACUGAGUGCCUUUGCGCCACAAACAAAAGAGGAUGGGCUUCUGCAUACUACUUGUGGAACACCAAACUACGUUGCACCUGAGGUGCUUGCUGAUAAAGGUUAUAAUGGUAUGGCUGCUGAUGUAUGGUCCUGUGGCAUAAUCCUAUUUGUUCUUAUGGCCGGAUAUUUACCAUUCGAUGAUUCCAAUCUGAUGAGGCUGUACAAACUGAUCUGCCAGGCAAACAUUUCUUGUCCGACAUGGUUUUCUUCCGGUGCAAAGAAAUUCAUUAAGCGCAUUAUUGAUCCUAAUCCUGAUACGAGGAUAACAAUUGCAGAAAUUUUGGAAGAUGAAUGGUUCAAAAAGGACUACAAGCCACCACGUUUUGAACAAGGUGAAGAUGUUAACCUUGACGAUGUUGAUGCUGUAUUCAACGAUUCGGAGGAACAUCUUGUGGCGGAGAAAAGGGAGAAACCAGAAUCCAUGAAUGCAUUUGCUCUUAUUUCAAGAUCACAGGGCUUCAACCUUGGAAAUCUUUUUGAGAAGGAGAUGAUGGGAAUGGCAAAGCGGGAAACAUCCUUUACAUCUCAGUGUACAGCACAAGAGAUCAUGUCUAAAAUAGAGGAGGCUUGUGGACCACUUGGUUUCAAUGUGCGCAAACAAAAUUAUAAGAUGAAAUUGAAAGGUGAUAAGACUGGAAGAAAAGGCCAUUUAUCUGUAGCAACAGAGGUUUUUGAGGUUGCUCCAUCACUUCACAUGGUUGAGCUUCGUAAAACCGGAGGAGACACAUUGGAGUUUCACAAUUUCUACAAGAAUUUCUCAACAGAAUUGAAGGAUAUAGUGUGGAAAGCUGAAUCUGACACAAGUAAGAAACAGACAAAGUAAUUCCAAUGGGACCUGUGUAUCUUCUAAGGCCAUAUUGGUAGACGACCUCUUCGAGUGAUACCUUCUCUGGUAAAAGAUAGCGCCUUUUUAAUGAGUGCGAUUGUACACAGUAUGCAGAGGCCCUCCCUGGGAUGCUCCUAUAUUGUAACGGUAAUAUGGGAUGUAACAUAGGUUAUCCUGAACUUAUUUUUUUGUUUGUCACCAGGGCUGAGUGUGCCUUUAUUCAAGGUAAUAGCUAAUGAUGAACAAUGAUGUGAGAAUGCUAACCGUGCAAUUGCAGACAC